Fusarium poae is the source of this 1092-nucleotide messenger RNA. RefSeq lists its product as uncharacterized. Gene Ontology annotation, cellular component: small-subunit processome; nucleolus. The record is from RefSeq and is a predicted model, not a curated record. Lineage: Eukaryota; Fungi; Ascomycota; Sordariomycetes; Hypocreales; Nectriaceae. Gene Ontology annotation, biological process: maturation of SSU-rRNA from tricistronic rRNA transcript (SSU-rRNA, 5.8S rRNA, LSU-rRNA). The transcript has a single exon. The coding region runs from base 1 to 1092 and encodes 363 amino acids.
AUGGCAGCCCCUACAACAUUACCAGCGCUCUUAACGUCGCUGACACAGUCGCUGUCCUCGGCGCUGGAAGUGACACCCAAGCUUGCAUCUAUCGAACACCAGAAAGACGGCAUUUCCCUUCUCGAUGUCAAGAACGAGCUCCUUCUUUCAUACCUACAAAACCUGGUCUUCUUGAUCCUACUCAAGUUACGCAAUUCCAAAACGAAUUCGGAAAAUGCCGACGAUAGCGACUCCGAACUCGACGAAUCUGUCAGGGCAAAGCUGGUAGAACUGCGACUCUAUCUUGAGAGAGGAGCAAGACCAUUGGAAGAGAAACUGCGCUUCUCCAUCGACCGAUUUCUCCGAACAGCAGACGAUGCGGAGCGUGAGAGGCAGGCAAAGGAGGCCAGGGCGGCGGCAGGAUCAGAUUCCGAAGAAGAAGAGGAGGAUUCCGAGGAGGAGGCCGAUGCUGAGAAGCUGUCUCACAAACCUGGUAACUUUGGUGCCAUGGCCGACGAUGUUACCGCUCGCCGUGCAGAGCGCAAUGGAGGAGCCCCAGGUGUCUACCAACCUCCCAAGAGAGAGCGCCAAACAAUGGAAGCGCCCCAGCGACCUCAGAAGUUCGACCGCCGCGCCGGCAAGUCACACACUAUGGAAGAGUUCGUGGCUUCAGAGCUUUCUGCUGCUCCCUUGGCUGAGCCCAGUAUUGGAACUACAAUUGUCCAGGGUGGCCGCAAGAUGAAGACCGACUCCCAACGAAAGGAGGAGGCAGAGCGCCGAGAAUACGAAGAGAUGAAUUUCACACGUCUUCCCAAGGAGAGCAAGAAGGAACGCGCCCAGAAGGCGAAGCAGGCUGGUCGCAGCAACCGUAUGCAAUUCGGCGGCGAGGACUGGCACAACCUCGGAGAGGGCGUCGACCGUAUCGACCGCCUUACCAGGGCCAAGAAGUCUGGUGGAAAUGUCCGUUCACUGCUGGACAAGAGCCGAAAGCGUGGAAUCGAUACAACAGAUGGACCUCGUGGAAGUGGUAUGGGGGGUGGAAUCGGAGACAGGUUCAACAAGAAAGUCAAGGUCAUGGAGGGCGGACGACGAGAUCGUGGCAAGAACCGAUGA